GGGUGCCGCCAGCUCGCUCGCUGCUGGCCUGUGCUGCUCGCUGCUCUCUCUGCCAGAGUAUCUCGAGCGGCACACGCCAGCAGUGCAGUGUGUCAAAGGUAGAGAACACGCGCAGUCUUUGUCGUGCCUUGGCAGGGACUUGUCGUGCCAGCAAUUUCAAACGCGGAGCCUGCCUUUGGUGGACGGCGACACGGGGCACACCGUCGUGUUCGCUGCUGACACCAACUACAGUACCCGGCAGCACGCAGUGUCAAGUGCCGCAUACGAAAGAACAUGUCAGAAAACCGCACGAAGCAAGAGUACAACGGCAGUGGCAGCAGUAGCAGUAGGCCUGGAGCAGAGCGUUCGGAUGGGAGUCGGGGAUUCUCGUCGGGAGCAGCUGGCCCGCGAGGUCGGGGCAGCGGCUCUAGGGGGAGGGGGCGAGGCGGAGGAGGCAGCGGCCGAGGGGCCUACCACCACCAGCAGCAGUACGACCAGCAGUGGAUGCCGCCGACGGUAGGCUCGGAGUGGAGAGGCGGGAGGGGAAGAGGGAAAGGUAACUAUCACAGAAACAUGAGCAAGUCGUAUAACAAUGACAGCAGGGGCGGUAGCGGCACCACCACCAGCGGCAAUGGUAGCAGCGGCUCUGCUGUCUUGGUCCCGGGCAGCAGCAUCCGAGGGCCACGAGACGGCGGCAGCGGCGGCGGCGGCAGUAGCACGAGCGACAGCACGAGCAACAGCAAUUGCCACCGUUCCAAUGACUACGCCCACCGUUCCAACUACUACGGGGGUCGCUCUCCCCCGCCACCGCCGCCGCCACCGCCACCGCCCCCCCGACCGGCAGAAGCGGGAGCCACGUCUACGGACGGCGGCGGUGGCAGCAGCAGCAGCAGCCGCAACAAGCGCCCGGCCCCUGCCUCUCCCUCUAACGGAGACGACGGCGACAGCGGUGGAAGACGUCGACGUCGGAACCAAAGCAAGAGUGCCAGGGCGGGCAGCCGAGGGGAAGAAAAUGCCGCUAGCACCGGUGCCGGUUCGGGCGGGAACGGGGACAAGGCGGGAGGGAAGGGCGCCGACGUCGGCAGCGGGGGCUGCGGGGGCGGCGGCGGUGGCGGCGGCGGUAGCAGUAAGAGGGCGCGCAGUAGCAAGGGGCGCAGUAGAUCUCGCCAGCGAGAAGGCGAGGGGAGCGGGAGGGAGGGGGAAGGGAAGGGUUCUUCCGGCAGCGCGAACAGCGUCUCGGACCGAAGGCAGGCGAAGCUGAAGGAGCUGAAGGUCCUCGACGGCCGGAGGAAGGCAGCCGUGGCGGCGGGCGAGGCGCUCGCCAAGGAGGUCGAGAAGAAUCGGAUGGAGCAAGACGAGAUAGCCAUCCAGAUCGACGCGGCGAAGCGGCUGCUGGCUCUGUACGACUCCAACUCGGACACCCCGGACGUCACGAUACUCCCAUCCCCGCCCCCGGCGCCGGCGCCGGCGCCGGCGCCGGCGCAAGCGCCACGGGCGGAGUAUUCCUCCACGGCAGCUGCUGCGUCGCGCUCGGGGUCUUUUUCCGGCGCGGUGCGAGGGAGAGGUGGCGGCUCCGCCGCUGCGCGGGGUAGCAGGGUAUCGGGAUCAUCGCCGUCUCUUUCAGCGCCAGCGGCGCGCAGCAACGGGAAGGUAUCCGCGCGCCGCGCCACCGGCAGAGGCAGGAAAGAAGGCAGCAGCAGCAGCAGCAGCAGCAGCAGCAGCGACAACGACGACGAAGACUACCCUUUGGGGAGCACAAGAGUCGGCCUGCCCGGCGGAGUGGGCGGCGAAGGUUUCGGGCUCAUCACGAGCAUGCCGCCGGCGGGCGGCGGCAGCAGCAGCUGCAGCGGCAGCGGCGUCAGCAGCAGCAGGAACGGCGCUAGCCGAAACGCGGUCGCGGCGGCGAGUGCGGCGACGGCCAGCAGAAAGCCUCCGGCGAGCGUCGAUGCGGCGGACGAGUUCCCGGCUCGGGUGCCGAGCGACGGGGCGGGCGCGGGUGCCGGGGAAGGGGCGCUUGAUUCAGGCGGGACGGAGCCUGGGCGUACAAGUGGUGGCGGCGUUGGCGGUGGUAGCAGCGGUGGUAGCCGUGAGACGACCGGGGUACACAGAGGGGUGGAGGUGAAGAGGGACUCGUUCAACAUCGUGAAGCAGCUCAUGUUCCAGACUUCGAGGUCGCGCAAGCCGAGGACCAUGGCCUUCAACCCGGUGGACCCGGGGCUUUUCGCCGUCUGCAGCGCCGACCUCUCCGUGGACCUUUGGCGCUACGGGAGGAACAAGCAGGAGCUGGAGAAAGUCUCGGAGCGGAACGACGUGACUCCGGUCGGGGGGGCUCACAUGGCGUGGAACCCUUCCGGCACGCACUUGGCCAUCGGGCACUCGGGAAGCACCCUCGUGAACAACUGGGCGGCGACGAUCAUUGCGAAGGACGGCAGGAGCAAGUCCGACAUGAAGCUGCGCUCCGAUCGUCACAACAAACCGGCGCAGGCCGUGGCGUGGGUGACUCCCUCCAAGAACAAUCAGGACCACCUUGUCACCGGAGGGGAAGACGGGCACGUCGUCAUCUGGACCCGGGUUCUCGACGCUGAGUCAGAUCUUCACAAGGUCGCGAUACUGCACAGCAGGCACACGUCGGCCGUGAGGAGCGCGUGCUGCCCGUCCAUCUCUCCCACCGUCGUGACCGGGGGGGCGGACGGCCGGCUGGUGAGCUACAGCAUAGAGACGGCCUCGGUGCAGUGGGAAGAGCUACUCCGCGUCAGCAAGACGUACCACCCAAUGGUGAACGAGCUUUUAGAAUUCCCGGAUAACCCGCACUCCCUUCUGGUCAGCACCGUGGACACCGCUAAGAGCCACUCUCUGUUCACCAUGGACACGCGGCAGCCUACGUCUCUGAUCCACACCGCCCGCCGGAUGGAGUGGAAGAGGAAGGACGACAAGAAAUCCUUCAGCGGCCUGGUGUACCCCUCCAUCUCUCCGUGCGGGCGGUACGUGGCCUGCGCCGGCGACUGGAACGGGUGCUUCCACAUCUGGGACGUGAGGUCUGCGCGGUCCGAGCCGAUGCAGAGCGUCCUCGUGAAUUCGGUGGCCAGAGUGGUGCACACGGCGUGGCACCCUGACCAGGACGCGCGCGCUCUCAUGUCGCUCUCUGCCGCCAGUGGGCAAGGCGGGAAGAACUUCGCGCUUCACCUACACGGCGGCCUGCGGUCUUGACCCCGUUGGUUGACGGGGUGUGGACGAUUUUCUUUCAGCGAAGAAAGCGGAGGACAGGACGGUUGUUUCUGGAGCGACGAGAGGGUGCAGGUAGCUCGGCACGUCGCUUGUGGCGGCGGGGGGCUUCGUGAUCUUGGCGCGUUUGUUGAACGAAAAAUACAACAUUGUUCGAUGCGUUCGGGUCGCUGGGUCGGCGAUUGUGGCACCGCCGUUGUGGUGCGAACAGCGUUUGGGAAGAGCUUGGCGCUCUAGCCCUCACCGUAACGUGCGUGCAGCCUCGGCGAGGAUGCAAACUAGAACCCGACCCGGGGGUCGAGGGCGUGGUGGCUGCGGUGUGUGUUUUUGGUCCUGUUGGUGUGUAUUGGUUGGUGCGUUUUUCAGACUGGUGUUAUUCCCGGGUGUCAUCAUCCGGGUGUUCGUGAGAAGUCGUGAUUGUUUUCUUGGUCGGACGAUGGUGCGCGGCCCUGUCUCGGGCUCUUGUUUCACGUAUCUUUCACAGACAUGAGUAGAGGGAACGUGUUUUGCUUUUGGGGAGAACCCCAACGGGUAGUGGACAGGGGACGAGAAUGCACACCGCCGGCCUGCGGUCUCAUCCUUUUGGGCGAGGACAAUCGAUCAAAAUAGAUGCCGAGAACCCCACGUCCUGGACGAUAGAAUUGUUUUCGAGUGUUGUCGGUGAACGAUGUUACAUCAAGAUGAGAAAACUGUUCGUGUACCCCCCACGACAGGCCGAGGCUUCUUUGGCCCCUUCGGGAGAGCUAGGGCCAAGCCGUUCGCCGGGGAGGACCGAAAACGAAGGUGCAUUUUUGGGCUCGGGUCUAGUGAAGCUUGAUGCUUACCUCGGCGAAUUUGUGUGCACCGAAUGCCGACGUUGUGCCAGAGGCAUGUCCUUAGUUAAGAGGAGGAAGCUUCUUCUUGCUGUUGUGUGUUGUUGCUGUGGCGUUGAGGGUGGGUGUGACAGGGAGCUCGCGUGUGGGAAACGAUAUCGUCGUCCUGUGAAUUCAAGGCCAGAGCCGGAAGCGAGAGAUACCCACGAAGCUCGAAGAAUCCAGUAGGAAACGACAGAAAAAAGCCGUUUCACGUUGGCACGGCGGCGCGGCACAGCAGUGUGUGCACCAUCAACUCGUG
This is a messenger RNA of Ectocarpus sp. CCAP 1310/34, 4314 nucleotides long. The record is from the annotation of a GenBank genome assembly. Lineage: Eukaryota; Phaeophyceae; Ectocarpales; Ectocarpaceae.